This is a messenger RNA of Phalaenopsis equestris, 2682 nucleotides long. Its product is annotated as L-type lectin-domain containing receptor kinase IX.1-like. Lineage: Eukaryota; Viridiplantae; Streptophyta; Magnoliopsida; Asparagales; Orchidaceae. Gene Ontology annotation, molecular function: protein kinase activity; carbohydrate binding; ATP binding. Gene Ontology annotation, biological process: protein phosphorylation. The record is from RefSeq and is a predicted model, not a curated record. Gene Ontology annotation, cellular component: plasma membrane. The transcript is spliced from 3 exons. Bases 464 to 2590 code for a protein of 708 amino acids.
UUAAAUACAAAAUCCUUGAAACACUUCUUUAUCAGCUUAAUUUCAAUUUAAAAUUAGGCUUUAAAAGCAUAUCAUUCUUAUACAAUAAAGAGUUGACAUGCACCGGUUACAAGAUGGCACUUAGCACUCCUUCGCCCGCCCUUCAAUUCACAAAAAAACACAUCACAGGCCCCACCACAAGGGAAGAGAUUAUUGCGUCUCUGCAUGCGGUGUCCGAUCAUGACCGUAGAUCACGGUGGCACCCACCAAAAUACAUCGAAACCGUAGAUCAGGUGAUCUACGGGAUCGGUCCGUAUGUAUUAAUUUUUCCCACAACAAGGGAGGACCAAAUCACCACCCCUGACUCCUUCCAAUCCUUGCGUUGACGAAAACCAAGCAUACCAAUUCUACGGCUUCUUCCUCAAUUGCAAACCCUUUCCCCAAAACAACUUAAGAAAAGCUUCCUUUCCACUGGCACCAAGCAAUGGCUUCUUCUUCUUCUUCUUCUUCUUCUUGUCUAUUGUUCAUCUUCGUCUACCUAGUGCUCCCGACUGCAACCUCCCUCUCUUUCAGCUUCCCCUCCUUCAAUUCAUCCACGGAGCAGUUCAUCGCCUUCCAAAACGACACCUUUUUGAACGGCGCCAUCAUUCUCACCAAAAACGAGUACAAUUCCGAAAUCACCGGAAGCGUGGGCAGAGCCUACUACAGAACACCCAUCCCACUCCACGACUCCACCACCUGCAAGUCCGCAGACUUUACCACCCACUUCUCCUUCACCAUCAACGCCUUCAACCAAUCCUACUCCGCCGACGGCCUCGCCUUUUUCCUCUCCCCCUUCCCCUCCGUCGUCCCCCCCGACUCCGCAGGUGGAUCAAUGGGCCUUGUCGAAAGAAACAACACCCUCAACGAAUCCGCCAACCGAAUCCUCGCCGUCGAGUUCGAUACUUACAAGAACGAUUGGGAUCCCAACGCCAACCAUGUUGGCAUCAACAUCAACUCUAUGAAGUCAGCUGCAACCGUCACGUGGAACAGCAACAUCAAGGAUGGCCGGAAAGCGAACGCUUGGAUCAGUUACAACGCCACCACCAUGAAUCUCAGCGUUUUAUUGACUUACGACAAUAAACCAAACUUGGAGGGAAAGUCCAGCCUUUACCACAUCGUUAACCUCAGCAAGAUCCUCCCGGAGGAGGUCGCCAUUGGGUUCUCGGCAGCAACAGGGUCGUCUGCGGAGACGCACAGUAUUCUGUCAUGGGAGUUCAGUUCUACUCCCAUGAAUGUUGGGAAGAAGAAAAGAGUUGGUUUGAUCGUAGGAAUAAGUGUUAGUACAGGCUUACUCUUGGUAGCUGCAAGCUUCCUCUGGUACUUUCUACGGAGAAAGAAAAAAGCUGGCGACUUGAAAGAAGAAGAAGACGAUGCUGAAGAUAUAGACGAGGGUGAGUUUGAGAAGGGCAGAGGGCCGAAAAAAUUUCCCUUUGGACAGCUCGCGGCGGCGACUAGGAACUUCGCCGACGAGCUCAAGCUCGGACAAGGGGGGUUCGGCGGCGUAUACAGGGGAUUACUUGCAGAUUCCAAGCUCGAAGUUGCUAUCAAAAGAGUUUCAAAAGGUUCGCAACAGGGGAAGAAAGAGUAUAUUUCUGAGAUCAAGGUCAUCAGCCGCCUCCGCCACCGCAACCUGGUGCAGCUCGUCGGAUGGUGCCAUGAGAGGAAGGAGCUCCUCCUUGUCUAUGAGUUCAUGCCCAACGGCAGCCUAGAUUCCCAUCUUUAUAGCAGAGAUAGAACCAGAUAUCUGUCAUGGCACUUGAGGUUUAAGAUUGCAGUGGGGCUUGCAAGCGCUCUGUUAUACCUGCAUGAGGAAUGGGAGGAAUGCGUGGUUCACCGGGACGUGAAGCCCAGUAAUGUAAUGCUCGACGGCCAUUUCAAUGCCAAGCUCGGCGAUUUUGGCCUGGCAAGGCUAGUUGACCACGAGCGGGGAUCGCAGACGACGAUGCUCGCUGGAACAAUGGGUUACCUAGCGCCGGAAAUCGUUACUACCGGCAAAGCCAGCAAGGAAACCGACGUCUAUAGCUUUGGAGUGGUGGCGCUCGAGCUCGCAUGCGGCCGGCGGCCCGUCGAACACGAUCGGACGGAAGAACAGGCCUGGCUUGUUUCGUGGGUGUGGGAGCUGUAUGGGAGAGGGGUGAUGCUUGAUUGCGCCAACGAGCGGCUGAACUCGGAGUUCGACGAAGGGGAGAUGUCGAGGCUUAUGAUCGUUGGGCUGUGGUGCUCGCACCCGGACAGUGCGUUACGGCCAUCGAUAAGGCAGGCCAUGGCUGCGCUUAAGCUUGAAGCUCCGCUACCGGAGCUGCCGGGGAAGAUGCCGGUGCCGACGUACUAUGCGCCGCCGCUCGAGAUGUGCAGGUUUACUUACACUUCCUCGUCCGGCGGUAUGUCCAGUGAUUAUAACACCAACAGCUCGGAUGCGGCUUCGUCGGCUGCAGCUGAUUCGUCGCCGACGGCUGCCAGAAGCGAAGUCCAAAUCACCACAUUUGGCUCCACCUUCAUGCUCCGGAUCAAAGACAAAGCAUCCUUUAUCCUCCCUGAAUUCGCAAACAGGUCGACCAUACAGCCAUAAUGGUGAAUUCCUGGCUCAAAACCAAAUUCAUUCACCAUGUUGCAGAAGCAAUUAUAACCAGCCUCAACCAAACCGGCAUGACGAAAUGCAUU